Molecule: messenger RNA, 126 nt
Organism: Chaetomium globosum CBS 148.51
Lineage: Eukaryota; Fungi; Ascomycota; Sordariomycetes; Sordariales; Chaetomiaceae
Exons: 2
Coding region: 1-126 (41 amino acids)
Source: RefSeq, a predicted model, not a curated record
AUGGCCGAAUCAGCGCAGACUGAAGCUGCUGACGAAGAAGCGGCAAUCUUGCUUGUGAGAAGCGAUGCAGCAACCUGCGACAACCUCCGGAUUCCUAGAUCUGCAUACGCCGAACUAGCACCGUGA